Eruca vesicaria subsp. sativa (arugula) is the source of this 3263-nucleotide messenger RNA. NCBI's taxonomy places the organism in Eukaryota, Viridiplantae, Streptophyta, Magnoliopsida, Brassicales, Brassicaceae. The record is from the annotation of a GenBank genome assembly.
UUUAAUGGUGGUGGCUACGGAGGUUAGCACCGCCGUCUCCGGCAUGAAACCAACGUCUCCGCCUCCAGAACCCAACAGCUCUACUGAUUUCCUUGAAAACGAUAGGCUAAAGGAAACGUUUUCAAGUGAAAGUCUUGAUUUUGAUGAUUGGACUUUGUUAAUCUCCGAAGUAGAGACUUCCUUCCCAGAUGAUAUUGAGAAGCUGUGUUUAGUCUACGAUGCUUUCCUGUUGGAGUUUCCGUUGUGCUAUGGCUAUUGGAGGAAGUAUGCUUACCAUAAGAUACAGUUAUGUACGUUAGAAGAUGCUGUUGAAGUUUUCGAACGGGCAAUACAAGCAGCUACUUAUUCUGUAGAUGUAUGGCUGGACUAUUGCACUUUCGCUGUUGCUGCCUAUCAAGAUCAUCAUGAUGUUUGUAGAUUAUUUGAGAGGGGGCUUUCAUUUGUUGGGAAAGAUUACUCUUGCUGCACUCUCUGGGACAAAUAUAUAGAGUUUCUCUUGAGUAAGAAGCAAUGGAGUUCUCUGGCGCAUGUAUAUCUCCGGACCCUGAGAUAUCCAUCCAAAAAGUUGAAUUUCUACUACAAGAACUUCAGGAAGAUUGCAGCUUCUUUGAAAGAGAAGAUCAAAUGUAGAAUAGAUGUUAACGGAGACCUUUCUUCAGACCCCAUGGAAGAAGAUUUGAUCCCUAAGCGUUACACUGACGAGGAGAUCUCUGUUGUUAUAAGAGACUUGAUGGGUCCUUCCUCAAGCUUAGCUGUGGCAAAAGCUCUGCAUGCAUAUUUGUCUAUUGGGGAACAGUUCUAUCAAGAUUCACAGCAAUUGGAGGAAAAAAUAAGUUGCUUUGAGACGCAAAUCCGCAGACCUUAUUUUCAUGUAAAGCCGAUGGACACUAAUCAGCUUGACAAUUGGCAUAAGUAUCUGAGCUUUGCAGAAACAUAUGGAGACUUUGAUUGGGCUAUUAAGCUUUAUGAAAGAUGUUUAAUUCCAUGCGCUAAUUACACCGAGUUCUGGUUCCGCUAUGUGGAUUUUGUUGAAAGCAAUGGUAGCAGGGAGCUAGCUAACUUCGCGUUGGCUCGAGCUUCACAAACUUUUGUCAAGAAUGAAUCUGCUAUCCAUCUAUUCAAUGCACGAUUCAAGGAACACGUUGGAGAUGCAUCUGCCGCUUCUGUUGCUCUGUCUCGAUGUGACGAGGAGCUUGGUGUUGGUUUUGUUGAAAAUGUAACUAAGAAGGCUAACAUGGAGAAGCGUCUGGGUAAUUCGGAAGCGGCUUAUACUACAUACAGAGAGGCUCUGAAGAAAACACUCACUGGAAAAGAGAACAUAGAAACUACUGCACUGUUGUAUGUUCAAUUUUCUCGUCUCAAGUACAUGAUAUCAAACAGUUCUGAUGAGGCAGCUCAGAUUCUGAUAGAAGGCAAUGAGAAAGUUCCUCACUGCAAAUUACUUCUUGAGGAGCUUAUAAGACUCAUGAUGAUGCAUGGAGGAUCUCGACAAGUGGAUCUAUUAGAUCCUAUCAUAGAUAAAGAAAUAUCUCACCAGGCUGAUUCCUCUGGUGGCUUGAGCGCAGAGGACAAGGAGAACAUAUCAAAUUUAUACAUGGAGUUUAUUGACCUCUGUGGAACCAUACAUGAUGUGAGGAAGGCUUUGGGUCGACACAUAAAAUUAUUCCCACAUUCUACUAAAGCCAAGUCGCAUGAGUCCCGUCCUUCAGGGAAUUCACUCCGAGAAUUGAUUCAACGAAGAGAAAAGACUCGUGAGUGCUUGAAUCAUGACCUAUUAGCAAACAAAGGCAUUGUCGGUACAGUUGUUUCGCCACUGGAAGAAAAGAAAGAGUUACCUCUGAACUCUGAUGGUUCUCCAUCUAAAGAUGGUGCUCGGUCUGACUAUAUAAACACCGAGACUAAUGGGGAGUCUCUGGCUUCAGGACUUCAAGCUGAAGGAAGCAAAACUGUUGCAGAGAGUGAGAAUCUCUGUGAGUCACAGAGUGAUCUGUCUAUGGGAUUAAAGUCGGAUGAAGGUGGUGAACGCUCUCGUGAAGCAAGCCUACCAAUCCAGGACACGCCAAAACAUGCUUUUGUCGCCAAACAAGCUCACUUCUCGUCCAGUUCAGUAGAUGCUGUGAAAUCUGAUGCUAUAGAGAUCCAACCUAGUGGCUUUCGGAGUCCCCAAAGUUACCAAAACCAAGAGUUUCACAGGCAAGCUAGUCGAAGUAGGUACCAGAGAAGAGAUUUUAACCAGAGUCAUAGAGAUCCCAAACCUCGCUCACAGGAGAGACCUCAACAGAUGUCAUAUUCUCCAGUCACAACUGGUCGUGGGGGUUUUAGCCAGCAGAUGGAUGUUGCUCCUAGAGACAAUCACGUAGUCUCACAGAGUCUGCAAAACCAGUGUCAGUACUCUGCAUACCCCAUGGUUCAACCAUCUAAUGCUUAUCCUCAGGCCCAGAUUCCUGGACAGCACAUGAUUGUAGCCUCUUCUGUCAAUCCAGCAGCAGUGCAAAGCUCAUUCUCACAGAUUCCGCAGAGUCAAUAUCAAGGCUCCGCAGCUCAGGUUCAAACAUCAUUUGCUUAUUCUCAGCAUCCAGUGCAAAGUAACGACCAAUUAGAAGGUCAGAUGCAGAGCAACGAAGCAUAUAACCAGAUGUGGCAACAGUAUUACUGUUACAAUUACUACUACCAACAACAACAGCAACAGCUUCUGCCUGAACAACCACAACCAAAUCAGAAUCCUCACCCGCAACUAGAUCCGAAUAUUCUCUAUCAAACCCAAGCUGGAACUCAGCACCCACAAUCUCAACAGGUGGAACAACUCAACACACAACAGCAUAGCCAAGAACCACAAAACCAGCAGCAGAUUCAGUUCCAGCAACAACAACAACAAGAGUGGUUUCAACAGCAGCAACAAUGGCAACAACAACAACAACAGGAACAGUAUCAUCUCUAUCUUCAGCAACAACAGUUGCAAGAAGAAGCAAAAGUUGUUGAACAGAUACCACCCUCCGUGCCACAAGUCUCCACAAAGGAAAGUGAUAUUCAAAAGAGUGGAGAAUCUGGAGGAAGACAUGAAGUAGAACACUCUUCUGACACUUCCAUCACUUCCAUAUAAGUUUCAUGAAAGUCUAAUAGUUUCUGCUCAAUUGUGUUUGUGAAUUAAAGUAUACUUUUUAAUUUAAAUUUUUUUAAAGUACAUUUCCGUAAAUUUUAAAGUCUAGAGGAAGGAAGAAUCUUAAAUCGAAAGUUUUUAAAAAAGUUGGAGGGCUUGGACACCC